Messenger RNA from Parascedosporium putredinis, 2673 nucleotides. The record is from the annotation of a GenBank genome assembly. NCBI's taxonomy places the organism in Eukaryota, Fungi, Ascomycota, Sordariomycetes, Microascales, Microascaceae.
AUGGCCCCGGAAAAGCGGCGGAGGAUAGCCACCGAGGAGGAUAAUGGGAGUGCGGUGGUGGGCGGGUCCGCUGGAGAGUCGGGGCAUGAUGUGAUCGUGAGGACCUUUAUUCCUUUGUUGGACGUGCUCAACAAUACCCAUCGGGAGAGCCAAGCGGAUAACCGAGCGGCUGCAAAUGGCAUCAUUGAGACUGUAACAUGCAUAAACUUCAUGUGCCACACACGUCUCCAUGUUGAACUCGGCCCUCUUCUCAACUUCAUCGUCGGCGAAAAUGGUAGCGGCAAGAGUGCCGUGCUUACUGCCAUCACGCUGUGCCUUGGUGCGAAGGCCAGUUCGACCAACCGUGGAGGGAGCCUUAAAAGCUUUAUCAAGGAGGGACAAGAACAUUCCACCAUACAAGUCAAACUGAAGAACCAAGGAGAAGGUGCCUAUCAACCAGAGCAGUACGGUCAGUCGAUAAUUGUCGAAAGACACUUUUCCAAAAACGGGACGAGCGGGUUCAAGAUAAAGAGUUCUCUUGGGCGCAUCAUCUCGACAAAACGGCGGGAUGUAGACGAGCUGGUCGAAUACUUUUGUCUCCAAAUGGACAACCCACUCAAUGUCCUCUCUCAAGAUAAUGCCCGCCAAUUCCUGAAUGCGUCGUCGCCUGCACUCAAGUAUAAGUUCUUUGUGCAAGGCGUGCAACUUGAAGCUCUCGACAAUGAUUACAAGCUAGUCAUGCAAACAGCGGAUAAUAUCGAGGCAAAGCUCGAAUCUGCCGCUGAUUAUUUAAUCUGGGCUCAGGUCGUGGAGCAAGAAAGAUCUUUGAGAAAAGCCGAGCUGGCUAUUGCCGCGACUGACGAGCGCGUGGAGCGUGCUGAGAGGAAAAUUCAGGAGCAUUCACAGAUUCUAGAGGUGGCGGAUGAAUCACUACGGCUUGCAGAGGAGAACGUGCAGGUCAUGGAGACUGAGGGUGAAAUGGUCGAGUCCCAGGAAAAGGCCGCCAAGGAUGCGUCUUUAGAGCGCCGGAUUGUCAACGAAGAACGACGGCUAGCCGAGGCUACGGGCGGUGGCCGUGCUGCGAAAGAGGCUGAACUUAAGGCUGCUAACGAGGAGGUUGAGCGGUUGGACAUGGAGAUCAAUCACGCUGGUCGGGACAUGCACGAGACUCAGCGUCGGCUCGAUGAAGCUAAAAGGGCAUGGCGUCUUAUUCGCCUUUCGAAGCCAGAGUGGUCAAGUGUGAUUGAAAGAAUUCUCGGGUCUACCCCAAACGCUUUCAUCGCCACCGGCCAGCGUGAUGCUGUCCGUUUGCGUAAUCUGAUGAAGCGCGCCGGUGUUAGGAACACGCCUGUCUUAAUUUCAACCGGCCGCCCGCUGGAUUUGAAGGGGAAGGAGCCGGAUCAUCGCUAUGAUACGAUUCUCCGUGUCCUACAGUUUGAAGACGAUCUAGUCAGGGAUCAACUCAUCAUUCAUCACAAAAUCGAACAGGCCCUCCUGAUUGGGUCCCGAACUGAUGCUGAGAAGGUCAUAUUCAAUGAUCGUCCUCGAAAUGUCGCCUUUGGAUUGUGUCACCACGAUAGAAAACCAGGGGAGGGCAUAUCUCUGAUAAUCAAUAGUCGUGGGGACCAGAGUCUCGACCCCGUGCGCCCCUACACUGGCUCUCCAAGACUGUGCUCAGAUGAUGAGGCACAGAUCCACCAUCAACAAGGCAUCCUAAACCACCUACGCGAGGAACUGCGUGAAACACAAGCUCAGUCUCGUGAUGCUGAAAACAUGGUAGAGAACUGCCAGGGCGCAUUGAAAAAUGCCUCAACUCAGCGGCAAGAGCUAGAAAAGCAGCAAGCGGAAUUCCGGGUUAAGCACGAAGGGGAGCAGUACGGGGACAUGGCUGUCCGAAAGCCAGAUUUGAACAAAAGAUGUGAACAACUUCAGGCCCUAAUGAAGGAAGCGACUACUAGUGCCGCCCAGUUCAAGGUCCGCCGCGACAAUGCUGUCCGUAAGGCAGCAAAUAAGGCUGAUUCGAGGAAGUUAGCCCUUUCGGCGAAAAACGAUGCGUUUGAGGAACGCGACCAGGCUCGACUAGUCAAGGAUAGGGCUGUAGCUGACAGAGAUAGGCAACAGGCGGCUGUCGAGGCACUCGAUCAGCAAGCCCGAGAAACGGUGGGAGACCGUGUCCAUAUCGCCGAAGAUGCAACCUUCAAGAGUAUUGAAGUGAAGUAUAAGGCACUCAUGGCUCAGCUUGAGAAGCUAGAACGUAGGCUUGGUGCCUCGGAGCACGAAAUCACGGAACGGGCAGAGAAGGCACAAAUAUUCUAUGAAACAGCCACAAAAGAACAUAUGAACCAGCUGCAGUUACAGCAGGAACUCAAGCAAGCCUUGGCUGAGCGUUUGAAGAGAUGGAGGUCCUUCCAACGUUUCCUAUCCGCUCGAACCCGGGUCAACUUCAACUACUUACUUACCAUGGGCUCAUCUAUCAGAUGCCUGGACGAGUUUGAUGUAUUCAUGGAUAAUAUCAACCGCGCCAUCAGCACUAAUAUGCUUAUAACUGCGGCUCGCCGGUCGGUCUCGAGGCAGUACAUCCUCAUCACACCAAACGCCAUCGAGGGGCGUGCCAGCCUGUCUAAGGAUGUCAAAAUUAUUCGACUUUCGGAUCCUCGCCAGCGAACUCUUCCUGAGAUGCAACAGGCCCGAUAG